Molecule: messenger RNA, 1498 nt
Organism: Cinclus cinclus
Lineage: Eukaryota; Metazoa; Chordata; Aves; Passeriformes; Cinclidae
Product: C2 calcium-dependent domain-containing protein 4C-like
Exons: 4
Coding region: 206-1498 (430 amino acids)
Source: RefSeq, a predicted model, not a curated record
UGGGAUUUCCAUGGCAUGGCCCCAGGCUUCUGCAGGCAAGCCAGCACUUCUGUGAUUAUUGAUCUCCACUGGAGAGCCAAGGAAUGAAAUCACAGGCUUCUAUCAGUGUGUCAUAGCAGCUCUCUCAGUCCCUUGGAUAUGCAUUUCUUCUGUGGAUUUGUCCUUUAAAUUCUCCCCUCUCAGGACCUCCUGCGCAGCGACAGUGAUGUGGUUCUUGGAAAAGUUCAAAGUGUCGCAUGAAAAUGGAAACCUCCCCAGCUCUUCCUUCCUGGGACUGCCACAAGGCCGAAAUCUGCCAGAAAAAGCCCGACUGAGGGCUGCUGCUUUUCCAAAUGUGAUCACUCCUGACAGAAUCCCUGAAUUCUGUAUUCCCCCCCGGCUGACCAGCUCUGGCUCCAUUAAAAGCAGUGGCUUCCACCAGGAUCACAGUUCAGUGGAUGCAGCUCUUACUUCUGAUUAUAGCCCUUUCCCACAUCUCAUUCAGGUGGAAAGUGUUGAAGAGGAGAUUGCAGCUCCGGAGGAAGAAAGCACCAAUGCAGACCCACAGUCCCAGGCAGCGCUCUCCCUGCCCCACUUUCCCAGAGCCCCCACUUCCUAUGGCUUCUGCACUUUGCUGGAGAGUCCCCACACCAGGAGAAAGGAGUCUAUCUUCCACGGUGAUCCACGCGGUGCUCUACCCAGCCUGAAGCUGUCUCGAUCCAGGGCUAACACCUUCAGUGGCAAGGGGAGUAUGUCUAAUCCCAUUGCUAUCAGCUUUUCUUCUGUGAGACUGCCACCCAAGCAUCUCUCUCUGCACAGGCAAGGCGCCUGUGACAGUGACACUGCCUCUUCCAGUGAUUCUUCACCUUUCAGUUCUCCCCUUCUCAGCAGGUCACCGCCCAGACCCUGCUCCCUGAUCAAAGCACAGAGUCAGGAGGGAUUGCUCUGCAGAGCACUGGAAGACAAGAGCAAAUGCAGAAUGCCCAGGAACAAUUCUCUCUCUACAGAGGAGAGCAGCUCCACUGAUAACAGCCCCAGUGCCACCAGGAGGGCCUCCGAGGGGCUGCUCAGCAUACGGAGCUUUAGCAGGUCCUGUUCUCCCAUGUUUCCAGUGGACCUGACUUGUAGUCGUGACAGACUGGUGGGAGACAGUACUGUGGUGAUGGACAAGGGAGGUGUGUUAAGGCUGUCAGCUGAAUACUGCUCAGAGAAUGAAAGGCUGCGGAUCCGCCUGAUCAGUGCAGAGGGUUUAUAUGAUGAUUCUGUAGAGCCCAAAAACAUAAACUGCUGUAUCUCCUUCUCCCUGGUGCCAGGGAAAACUCAGAAGCAGAGAAGCACAGUUAUAAAGAGAAGCAGAAAUCCCAUCUUCAAUGAGGACUUCUUUUUUGAUGGCAUUGCAGAAGAAGAGCUGUACAGCCUCUCUGUCAGGAUGAAAGCAACAAAUAAAGGGUGCAGUAUGAAACGGGAUUAUACCUUAGGAGAACGGGAAUUGUCUUUAUUGAGUAUGUUGUCAGUGUAG